Messenger RNA from Cercopithifilaria johnstoni, 378 nucleotides. The record is from the annotation of a GenBank genome assembly. Lineage: Eukaryota; Metazoa; Nematoda; Chromadorea; Rhabditida; Onchocercidae.
UUACGAGGGUUAAUAUUUAUGAUCUUUUUAUUUUUAUGGAUUUUGUGUCUUUUUUUUAAUUUUGUUUUUUUGUUUAUUUUUUCUUUUUUGAUUCCUUUAGCUAUAUAUUUUGUUUCUUUGAUUUUUUCUUAUAAAGAUUAUUAUGUCGGGAAAUUAAGGUCUUAUGAAUGUGGUUUUGAUGUGGUUGGUGGAAAUUGUUUUAGUUUUAAUGUUGUUUUUUUUUCUAUUAUUUUGAUUUUUGUUGUUUUUGAGUUAGAGAUUGUUAUUUUUUUUAUUUUGAUUUAUGGUGAUUUUUAUAGUGUGGUUUGUUUUUUUUUGUUUUUUUUUUAUAUUGUUUUUAGUUAUUAUAUAGAGUGAUAUUAUUGUAAGUUAACUUGA